AUGGCUUCAACUCUAUUCCACGCGCUCGUGUCGGCGUCGCUCCCCGAUCACUGUGAGCCAUCGUCGCCCUUGUUGACCGCCAUCUCCUCACACCUCCACAUCUGCCUCCCCACCCCACUCGCGCUGAUCUCGUCUGUGCUCGGAACCCUGAGUAUCGUGUCCUGGCUGUUCGCCCAGCUACCGCAGAUCUACAAGAACUACCAACUGCAAUCAACAUCCGGACUCUCCAUCUUCUUUUUGGUCAUCUGGUGUGCCGGUGACGCGAGCAAUCUGCUCGGGGCCUGGUUUACGCGCCAGGCUGGCUGGCAGGUGGUGGUUGCGGGCUACUAUGUCUGUGUGGACGUCAUCUUGGUGAUUCAGUUCUUCUGGUACACUCAUUACAGAUCCAAUCAAUACGCAGAUGCGGAGGAGUAUUCACACGGUCACUAUCACCAUCAUCACUCUCAAAGCGAGUACCUGGAUGGAGUUUCUCUGUCGGGGGAUGAGAUGACCCACCAGCCGCCAGCACCGGUCAACGUCGCCCGGAAAAAGUCCGAAGUCCAUGACAUGGGCGUGCAGACGGGUUCGACGCUCAACUCGACCUUUGGCCAAACUCCACCAUUCUCCGGGCGCAAGGCCUCCUCUCCCCGCCGGCCAGUGCGCAUGAUGAGCACCUCUGCGAGCCCGCCGUUCGCCCUGCCACGGACGAUGCUGAUUGCCUCUCUCGUGUGUGCCGUGCUUGCCAACGCCAGUCCUGCUCAUCCGGUCCCGUCGCCGCUUCCCCAUCCACCCAUCUCCGACGCUCCCCGGGAAACAGUCCUGGAGGUGGUCGGCCGUGUCUUCUCGUGGAUGUCCACCAUUCUCUAUCUGGGCUCACGGCCUCCCCAACUAUACAAGAACUAUUGUCGCAAGAGCACCGAGGGGCUUUCGCCGCUCCUCUUCAUGGCGGCCUUUUUCGGCAAUUUAUUCUAUUCGUCCUCGCUCCUGACCAACCCUAACGCCUGGUCUGAUUUCCCACCUUACGGCGGUGGUGGCUGGGCGGAUGGGCACGGUAAUGAUCAUCUCGAGUGGAUUGGACGCGCCGGCCCAUUCUUCUUGGGCGCUUUUGGUGUCUUGGGGCUGGACGGUUUCAUGGGAAUCCAAUUUCUCAUGUACGGCUCUCGUGAUGAGGAUGGCGAGAGUGUUGUUGACGCAGGAGACGAGGACGUCAAGCGAGGCCGCAGUCGCUGGCGACGGGUACAGGGCUGGAUGCGUGGAUGGAUUCCCUCCGUCUCACCUGCUCGCAACGAACAUGGCCACCGGUCUGCGCCACGGUCACGGGAGAGGCAGGCCCUCUUGAGUUCCGACCGAGGUCGCUAUGGAGCCGUCUGA
This is a messenger RNA of Penicillium oxalicum, 1350 nucleotides long. RefSeq names its product PQ-loop repeat-containing protein. NCBI's taxonomy places the organism in Eukaryota, Fungi, Ascomycota, Eurotiomycetes, Eurotiales, Aspergillaceae. Bases 1 to 1350 code for a protein of 449 amino acids. The transcript has a single exon. The record is from RefSeq and is a predicted model, not a curated record.